Messenger RNA from Corythoichthys intestinalis (scribbled pipefish), 2227 nucleotides. RefSeq names its product serum response factor binding protein 1 (gene srfbp1). Gene Ontology annotation, cellular component: 90S preribosome; nucleus. The record is from RefSeq and is a predicted model, not a curated record. The coding region runs from base 154 to 1827 and encodes 557 amino acids. Gene Ontology annotation, biological process: maturation of SSU-rRNA. Lineage: Eukaryota; Metazoa; Chordata; Actinopteri; Syngnathiformes; Syngnathidae. The transcript is spliced from 3 exons.
AAGGCCCCUCCCCUUUUCACGACACGCCGCGUUCCCUUUCGCGACGUCUGACGUGAUGACGACAUCAGAGACUAAAACGCGUCCAACAUGGCCGCCGACUACGCGUCCACAGCUUUGGGUUCUCGUUGAGAGUUUACUUAGCUGUUACUUACGAUGACCAUGGAUAACAUACAAGAAAUGGAGGUACAUAUUGCGGCGAAGGAAACGGAGCAAGUCGAAAAAAUGUCAAAUACUGGAGACGCAGACAGAGACCAAGAAGAAGAAACGGAAGAUGUAAGUGCAAAAACACAAAGUGAAGUAGGACAAAUUUCCAAGCAGGAAGAAAAUGGUGGAGACCAAGUGGCAGAUUUAAAAGGAGAGGACUGUAACGAUGAAGAAGAGGAUGAGGAGACAGAACAGCCCAAAGAUCAAUCAGAGAAAAAUCCUGACAAAGUUGAAGUCAAAAAGCAGCCUGAGGUCCUAAAUUUAAACAACGAGGUGGUCAAUAUGAGAAAAGAGGUGAAGAGAGUUAGGGCACUGCUAAGCAGAAAGAUCAUUCGUCAGAUUACUGCACUGAAGAAAAAGAAGGGGAAGGAGGCACACAUCGAGAAGAAUCAGAGGAGGGUCGCCAGAUUACUGGAGGAGAUCCAAGCAAUGAAACUACUUCGACCCGACGUUGUCACCAAGACAGCCUUGCAGAAGAGUUUCAACUUUAACGAGGUGUGCAAGAACCCAAAAUCGACCAUGUCGGACCGAGCCGUAGCACGCAUCGCCUCCCAUCCCCAGUUCAGGAAAAAGAUAGAGGCCAUCCAGGCUGCUGUGGAGGCUUUUUGUGAAGAGAGGAGAAAGGGUGGGAAGCAGGGAGAACGAAAGGUGAAAAAUGAACGUGGAAAGUCUGUGAAUUCACUGGAUAAUAAGACUAAAAAUGUAGCAGAAAUGGAGAAGGUAGAAAAGAUUUCUGAAGAACUGACUAACGGUGACAGUAUUGCAAAAGAUGAAACUACUCUUACUGAACCUGACGAGAACAAGAUGGAAUCUACCCGAGCUGCUCCUGCUGAUGAAAAGAAGUUAACAGUGGAGACUAAAAGUGUCAAACCAGCAUCAGUCAAAAAGAGUGAGUCAAAAGAACGGGUAAGAAAGAAACAAAAAGCUAAGGCUCAGAAAAAUAGACCAAAGGUUGCUCGCAAGCUCACAAAAAAACAAGAGAGUGAUUUAGAACUCUCAGAUGAGGACAAACCGUAUUAUGAUGACAGUACUGAGGAACGAUUCCACGAGCACUCAUCCCAGGAGGAGACUGACAGCGAUAAUGACUUUUUUGUGGGUAAAGUGAGCAAAUUUAAGAAAAAGAAGAAUAAAAACACAGACGAGGGGGACAAGAAUAAUCAGGAUUCAGCGGGAGAUUCAAAGACCGGCAACAGUGUUCAGAGUGAACUUGAUGAGCUUGAGUCACGGUUAAAGUCGAGAGCACCUAAACUUCGGAGUGUCUUCUGCUCUCUGUCUCAAGCAAAAUCUAGAGGUCAAAGGGGAAAGCCAAUCAGAGGUCAAGGGAAACCGACUGGCAGUGGCCGCACAGAAUUUCAUAAACACACAAAGUUCCAAAAGGAAGAGAAAGGACCAGUGGGACACAAGUACAACAGGCCUGACCCCAAACGUUCAGAUUCAGUGGGAGCAAAAUUCAGAGGCCGUGGCCGGGGUGAUGUUACAAGGCAGCAGGACCGUCGUGGUCCUUAUCAGGCACCACAACAAGCCCUGCAUCCAUCAUGGGAGGCCAGUAAGAAAAGAAAAGAGCAGCAAGGGCAAAUUGUGGCUUUCCAAGGAAAGAAGAUCAAGUUUGAUGAUGAUGACUGAUCUACUCAUACUUGUGUAUAUAUAUAUUUUUUAAAUCAGGACGGUAUGCCUUUUUUGGUGAACAUUUGUAACUGCUUCUGGAUUAUUUGUGAUUUCUAUUUUGUGAAAGGGACACAAAUUCCAUGUUUUAAAAUUGUUAAAAAAAAAAGGAAUGCUCAAACAACGAGCGCUGAGUGAUGAACUGUGCUGGGGAAAAUUAUUCAGACCCCCCCGAAAAAUACAAGUAUACAUCUGUUUUCCGGUGAUGCAAAGUGUCUGCAGAACGAUUGAAUGAUCAUCCAUUAGCUAGCAGAAGGUACAAUGAACCUUUGCGACCUGUUAUUUGUACGGAUUAUGCUAUGGCUUCCUAUGAGAAUAGCAGCAUUAUGAUAAAAAUAAAACUGGCUCAGGUUUCAAACAA